Penaeus indicus is the source of this 3404-nucleotide messenger RNA. RefSeq lists its product as uncharacterized. NCBI's taxonomy places the organism in Eukaryota, Metazoa, Arthropoda, Malacostraca, Decapoda, Penaeidae. The record is from RefSeq and is a predicted model, not a curated record. The transcript is spliced from 2 exons. Bases 49 to 1230 code for a protein of 393 amino acids.
CACACACACUCAACUUUACCGAUAUUCCACAAACAAUAAUUUCGUACAAUGCACCGUCUUCUUUCCAACCCUUCCGCCAACCUAGGUCAGGCCUGCUGCGGGAGCCAGAUCACCUUACAGAAUGACCUUCCUCCCACCGGCACCUUCACCGUCACUUCGGAUCACGUAGGUGAAGUGACCGGCACAAUACCCACAAACUUCCCUCCCGGCCGAGUCACGGAUCUCAGGGCUUCUCUCAUUUCAAGUCAGGUCACUUUGACCUUCACGGCCCCAGGGGAUGAGCUCGAUCAGGGCACAGCCGCAAGAUACGACGUAAACUUUAAGAGGGGCGACAAUAACAACAUCACAACCUACUCAUCAAACGAGACACAGGAGGCCGGAUCCCCUGUCACCAUCAACUCACAGUUGCCGGACUGUGAUGUCCUCUUCUACAUAACAGUAUCGGCUACAGGUACACAGUCGGGGCAAGGCAAGGAGUCCAAUGAAGUGAGGGCCAUUGUGUCCUGCUCCGCCACAGAGCCUCCGCCCACAGACCCCUCAAAUACUUCACCUCUGGGUGCAGGAGCCAUCGUCGGGAUCGUCAUCGGCGUUAUUUUGUUCCUGGUGAUCCUCGCCGUUGUGAUAUACUUGGUCAUAAAUCGUGACAACCUGGAUGACCUGUGGUUGUGGCAGAUGAUCACCUGUCGGUGUCUCAGAAAACCGAAAAAUGAAAAUCUUUACAACCCUCCGGCGCCUCGCUCGACCAGGUCGGGGAACGACGUCAUUCGCAACAAUAAAUCCAGCAGUUCGGGUCCAGUUCGCAACCUGGACGACCUCUACACUAAACCAGACUUGACAGCCAAAAGGAAAAAGAAAGCAGACGAGGACGACGGUGAUGGCGGCUUCGGUGAACGCAGGAUGCGAACGAACAACACGAUGGCCAUGAACAACCUGGGUGAUUCGGCCAGCACAGCCUCCACCCCUCAGCCGUACAUGCGGCAGUCCAACGCGUCCAUCAACCAAGUAGGCCUACCACCCUAUAGCGGUGAGCCUAAUUACGGCCAAGUGCAAAACCAUGGCGGCAGUCGGAACCAGUAUGGCGACUCGCAGUGGGACCAGCAGUAUUACGACCAGUAUGGCUACGGUUCUCAGAAUGAUGGCUAUAGUAAUGCAGGCUAUUCUACAGAUUAUUAUGACAAUGUGAGGGCCCCUGUGCCGCCAAGGAAUACGAAAUCAAAUACCCAAGUUUAGAGCCUUGAUAUUUUACAAAUAUGUUCAUUACAAUGCGCAAGAAAGAUGCUGAGUGACGUAAAAUGUGCAAUACAAGAAUAAACAUGGAAACAUUGCUAGUAAAAAUAGAAAUAUUGCUAGCAGGAUAAAUGAGCACAUUUUUUUUUCAUUUAAGAGAUUAAGAGUUAAAACGGACAGAUAAUUUCUUUUAAUCUAAUAAUAAUGAUAUACAAUAAUUUUUCGCAUUGUUGAGAAGAACUUGUUCUGUAAUGAUAAGCAGAUGUAUCUUGUUGCAUGCAAUAUCCUUGGUAAACUUGAUUAUAUGUUUUCGUUAAAAAUCCCAUAAAUGAUUAUAUAUAUAUCAUGAAGAAUAUUAGAUUUAAAAGAAAUUUUUACCAAAAAAAAUAUUGCUGAUCAGAUGGAAUAUGAAAUGGAUUAUGUAUGCCAUAGAGACAGUAAAAUUGUGUGAAGAAUAAAGGCAUCGAAUGCCAAUCACGACGUAAUGGGAAGGAAUGUGGACAUAUAUAUGUAUAUAUAUGUGUGUGUGUGUGCGCGCGCGCGCGCGCGCGCGCGCGUGUGUGUGUGUGUGUGUGUGUGUGUGUGUGUGUGUGUGUGUGUGUAAUAUGUAUAUGUAUAUGUAUAUGUAUGUGUGUGUGUGUGUGUGUGUGCUUGUUUAUAUGCAUGAAUGUAUGUAUUUAUGCAUGUAUGUAUGUGUGUGUAUUUGUAUGUAUGCAUGUACAUACGUAGGUAUGUAUGAUUGUAUGUAAGCAUGCAUGCUUGCAUGUACGUAGGGAUGUAUGUAUGUAUGUCUAUACAUACACAGUUGUGUAUAAUGUUAUGAUGAUAUUAUUUUGAUGUUUAUUGUUGACAUAUGUUUUUCUUCAUAUUUCACAAAUGUAGAACAAACAUUGCAAUCAUUUAUGAAAAAAACAGGAAGUUUUGUUGCACAAUAUUAUCACCAAAAAUUAAUCGUGUUAAUGUCUUGCCACAUGCUUUAAUACAGUGUGAUCACUGUGUUUGGACACUAAAUUAUUCCAUUUUCUUCAUACAGUGAGAGCAAUAAGUUGUUCCUUUAGUGAGUAGAGAGAGAAAAAAAAACUAGAUUGUUUCAUAUUUUUAAUGCGGCAAGAACAUGAAAGUCCUUUUUUUGUAGCGUCUCCAAAACCCCAAACACUUUGAUACUUGUUUGGCCUUUACGCGAACAUUAUUGGAACCUUUUUCGGUUGGUAUCGUUUUAUAUUCCUCUACGUUCUUAUAAUGUGAUACACUCCGGCCAGGUUUCAUAUAUAUUUUCACGUAUUCUCGGAUUAGGAUUUAUCGAAUUGUAUGUUUCUCGAUAAAUAAUUCUAUCAUAUAGAUGCAGAAAAUGUACAUCAACUACAUGUUCAUUCUAUAUGGGUAAAAAUGGACGGUCGCUGGCAAGCAUUUCCGAAUCGCAUAACUUGGUAUGGACUUCAGUGGGAUGAAAGUCUUCAAAAUCAUUCUGUACCUCUAAGAUGUAACGCUACAGGCUGAAAAUUAUCAAAGAAAAGGCUGUGUAUCUUGAUUUGCUGAUAAUUUACAGGCACAGAGAUAAGUAAGUGCCUGUGGUUAUUGGUAUCAUCCAAUUAUCUGAGUUUCAGCUUCAUGUGAACAUGGAAUUCACUCGAAGUGGAUACGAUAAAAUGCAAAACCUCGAGCAUCAUUCUUCCACUUUCCAUAUCAAGAACAAUGGAUAAGAAACGUGAAAAAUGUUUUAUGUGAAUCCGAGAAAUACAUUUGAAAGUUUCCACAACCUUGCGAAACGAAAGGUGGUGUGUAGAAAAAAUAAGUUCGAAGCUCCCAUAGUGUGUUGCUUGUAAUCAAAAAGCAUCUUAACCAAUUUAAUAUUUUUCACCACUUUUAUUAUGAGAAUUUAGGAAAAAAUAUUUUUUCCUUUUUUUUUCAAAACUACAUGUCAGUACAAAAUUCGCGGAUAUCGUGUCUUGCAGCGACCACAAGGUAACAUCAAACAAUGUGUUACAGAGUUAGGAGUUUCAGGAUGCCACAAAAAGGCCUAGAGUCAUUUAAUACACUGUGUUGUACCACAUGGUCUUAACACAAAGAAGACAAGAUAUGGUUCAGUGCCAAGGAAGAAGUCAAGGCGGCUGAGUUAUGAUUUAACUGACCUUCCAUUUUUUUUCUAUAUCAAUAAAUAAACGUACAAAUAAAAAAAA